GUCGACAAUAUCGGCGUAGUCUUUUUCCAACUGUCAUGAAUGCCUAAGAACAAUUCUAAUUUCUAGGGCAAUAUUGAAUUCUGCGGUUGCCGGUUUGUCAUUUAUAUUAACUCCGUGCGGAAAGAGAGCGGGCAGGGCAGUAAUGCGAACCGACAUAUGUAUUAUUUAUUAUUUACUAUGCAUCAUAUUGUUUGUUCCAAAAAUUACUGCUAUUUCUAAGUUGAAAAUAACAAAGAAGACGACGAAGACAAUGACGAUUAAAACACUAUAUCCGAUGGCAAAACGGUAUGCUCUUGUAAAUAUUUGCCAAAAUGUACAAAUUCAAUCUAGUUUACGAAGGAAUAUCACGAUGAACAACUUCAGCUUAUCUGUAAAUACAACAGUCGAUAAGGAAGAUGUGAAAAGACAUGGCAAACAUAUGAAGGUCUGGUGGGAUCCCAAAGGCAGGCUGGGAGCACUUCACUCUUUUAAUAUGUUGAGAGUUCCAUUAGUAAGAGAUGGUCUUGUUAGUGAGCCAGAGAAGGAGAAAACUCUUACACCUCUGGCCAAUAAGACUAUUUUAGAUGUUGGCUGUGGUGGAGGAAUAUUAUCAGAGGCUUUGGCCAGAAUAGGCGGCAUCGUUACGGGAGUGGACGCCAGCGAAGAGUUAAUCGAGUGCGCCAAACAACACAGUGACCUCGACGAGAAGAUUGCCCACAAUAAGCCCACAUACUUCUGCUCCACCAUCGAGGACCACGCCGUGGAAUACAAGAACCACUACGAUGCGGUGGUGGCCUCGGAGAUCAUCGAGCACGUGGCCGACAAAGUGCUAUUCGUGCGCGCCUGCGUGGCCUGCCUCAAGCCGGGGGGCCGCAUCUUCAUCACCACGCCCAACAGGAGCCUCUGGACCCGGCUGCUGGGCAUCUACGUGGCCGAGUACGUGCUGGGCACCUUGCCCAAGGGCACGCAUCAGUACCACAAGCUCACCACGCCCAGCGAGGUCUCUUUUCUGCUCGAGAGAAAUUGCUGUAAAGUGGAGCUGGUUCGCGGCAUCAUGUUCUACCCUUUCUUUAACAAGUGGACUUGGGUUAAUUCCACCAAGCUCAUGUUCGCCAUGCAGGCGAUCAAGUUAGAACCCGAACGAGAAUAAAGUGCUACGAGUGUUUUUGUGCUAAUUUGAUAGUCAUUCUGUUGCUGUUAUUUAUUCGUUUUGAUGAUUAUAUAUGAUUAACUUCUUUAGUUGCUCCUA
Pieris rapae (cabbage white) is the source of this 1228-nucleotide messenger RNA. RefSeq names its product ubiquinone biosynthesis O-methyltransferase, mitochondrial. Lineage: Eukaryota; Metazoa; Arthropoda; Insecta; Lepidoptera; Pieridae. Gene Ontology annotation, molecular function: 2-methoxy-6-polyprenyl-1,4-benzoquinol methyltransferase activity. Bases 143 to 1129 code for a protein of 328 amino acids. The transcript has 6 exons. Gene Ontology annotation, biological process: ubiquinone biosynthetic process. The record is from RefSeq and is a predicted model, not a curated record.